AAUUGGUCAUACUUUAUUAAAAUAAUUAUAAAUACAAUCAUACAUAGUGUCAACAUUAAUAUUCAAAACUUAUAUCGGAAGUUUGUUUUUUUUUUUUUUUAUGAGAAUAUAUAUUAAUAUCAACAUAGAAUUUUCCUCAGCCUUUAAAUUCCAAAUUCAAUAUCCUCAAUUGUUUUUCCAUUCUAUUAUCUUCUUCUUCUUCUUCUUCUUCUUUCCUCUUGCAAAAGUCCCUUCUUUAUUUAUAUAUUUAUAUAUUUUGUUUUCAUUUGUAAAUGAACGAUCGAAGGAUUGAUUAUCAAGAAAGAUUAAUUCAACAAAACUCUAAUGGAGUGAUUUCAGAUUUUAGCUUCGAAGUCGGCUCCAGACGUUCCUCUCAAUUUCUCGGCAACAUGGAAAUAUGGGUUCCACAAUCUCCGGCAGCCAUGGACGAAAAAUUUAGAUCUCACCAUCACCAAAACGGUGUCGUUCAGGCGAAACUUUCUUCUUCUUCGACUAUUAUGAGCCGAUUCGAAACGCCUGCUUCGGCUUUCUACGCCACCGAGCGAUGCAUGGGUUUCUCUCAAUAUGAUUCUCAGGUGGCUUUUUCGUCUCCGGGGUCUCAGCUGAUCUCUUCGGACCAAUCUCAGUCUGAAACCUACUCAACCAUUGAAGAUUCGGCCCAUGAGCAGCCCAAUUUCGAUUUCAGAAAUCCGAUUCCAUCAAUGGCGAAAUCUCAACUCUCCACUAGUAAUAUUUUGGGAAGUAAUGGACAGUUUGGAUAUGAACCCAAUCUCCAUGUAGAUACUUCAACCUCCGUUCGAAUCCUUCCGGAGUAUUGCACAUCGUAUAGUACUUCUCCAUAUACACAACUGAGCUUUGGGUCACAUGAGGAAGAAAAGAAGCAACAGUGCCAAAAUAUAUCGUCUGGAAAUAAUAAUAUUAGUAAUAAUAAUGGUUGUAUUAUUACUCCAUUAAACUCUGUAUUAAAUGGAGCUUCAAACUCAAGCAAAUCACGUAUAAGAUGGACCCAAGAUCUUCACGAGAAGUUUGUUGAGUGUGCUAAUCGUCUAGGCGGCGCCGAUAAGGCAACUCCCAAGGCAAUACUUAAGUUAAUGGAGACAGAGGGAUUGACGAUAUUUCAUGUAAAAAGUCAUUUGCAGAAAUAUCGAAUAGCAAAAUAUUUGCCAGAUUCCACUGAAGGAAAAUAUGAUAAAAGAACCAGCUUGAAUGACACAACUCAGUUUGAAACCACAGCUGGCUCCCAGAUGAGAGAGGCCCUGCAACUACAACUAGAUGUACAGAGGCGUCUUCAUGAACAAUUAGAGAUUCAGCGAAAUCUACAACUUCAAAUUGAAGAACAAGGAAAGCAACUGAAGAAGAUGUUUGACAUGCAACAAAAAACAAGCAAUAGCUUUUUCAAGAGUCAAAGCUCAGAUAUUACAUCCCAAGAUGAUGCCCCAUCAACUAGCAAUGAUGAAGAUCAAUUCUCCUUCGUCGAACCCUCCGAAAACACUCAAUAUCCCUCUAAGAUCAGUUAGAUCUAUCACCAUAUAUUACACUACAUAUUGCAUGUUUUUAAAGUCUUAUAAAUAUACUCAAACUCAAGUGGUUCCAAUACAAAAAUACUCACUCUCUCCUUCUGAAAAGAAAAUAGGACAAUGACCGUUCGAUCAAGAUUGAAGAACAAAAUAAAAAUGUCUUAAAUUGAGUGCAACUCUAUGGUGUUACAAAUCAUAUAAAUGAUGUCUUCUAAAUUUUCUAUACAGAGUGGGCACAAGUACUGUCUAUGGGUUGGUUCUUUUUUUUUUUUGCUCAGAGUCUAUGGAUUGGUUCAUGGUUGAACAAAUUUUUUUGGGGUAGUUAUGUCUUUUCAAUUAUUUGUUGAAUGUCAUAAACUUUCCACUGUAAACCAAAAAGAAUAAAAAAUAAAUAAAUUACUGACCACAAGCUUACAUUAUAUUGA
Cannabis sativa is the source of this 1942-nucleotide messenger RNA. RefSeq names its product myb family transcription factor PHL5. The coding region runs from base 273 to 1517 and encodes 414 amino acids. The record is from RefSeq and is a predicted model, not a curated record. Gene Ontology annotation, molecular function: DNA binding; DNA-binding transcription factor activity. NCBI's taxonomy places the organism in Eukaryota, Viridiplantae, Streptophyta, Magnoliopsida, Rosales, Cannabaceae. The transcript is spliced from 7 exons.